UGUUAGCGUCUCCUUUCCUGAAAGGAUUCCUGGCCGGGUUUGUGAUUUCCAAACUCCGUUCCUCAGCCAUCCUGGGAGUGGCUUUGGGAACCCUGACAGGAAUCUACGCUGCUCAGAGCUAUGAGAAGCAGCUGUUGCUGACAGACGGAGAUCAUGAUUGUGAUAGAUAAUGUUGGUUCACCUGAAGCAGAACCUCCUCACAGAACACGCUGGCUUUGUCUCCUGCUUCUCCUGGUUCUCAUUUACGGUUCCCACGCUCCUCUCAUCUCCCUCACCAAAGUUGACGGCCGGGUUCCCUUCAGCCCGUCGUCAUGCGUGCUUAUGAUCGAAUUCACAAAACUGGUGGUUUCCUUCGCAGCUCUUUUGGCAUCGGAAAAUCCAUCCGGCCUCAAGAUAUCAGCGUUGAUGGUGGCACCAUACGCCAUUCCUGCGCUUCUCUACGCAUUCAACAACAACCUAGUAGUGUUCAUGCAAGCCUACAUGGAUCCCAGCUCCUUCCAAGUACUCAGUAACCUAAAAAUCGCAUCCACCGCUCUGCUCUACACAUCCUGCUUGGGAAAACGGCUACGGGUUGGACAGUGGCUUGCCGUUGGGAUGCUCAUGGCUGCUGGCGUUUGUCACAGCUACUCUGGUUUGGAUUGGGAAGCAUCGGAGGGGUCCGCCGUCAGGCUCCACGUCACAUCCUGGGGUCUGUUAUUGGUGCUCAUCUAUUGUUUCAUCUCAGGAUUGGCCGCCGUUUACACCGAACGGGUGCUGAAAACUCAGCGUCUGCCUUUGAGUCUCCAGAACUUGUUCUUGUAUGUCUUCGGCGUGGGGAUCAAUCUGGUGUCGCAUCUCUCUGGCGGCGGGCAGCAGGGUUUUGAGGGUUUCUCCACUCUCGUUUGGCUCAUUAUUGCGGGACAGGCUGCUAACGGGCUCCUCAUGUCUGUCAUCAUGAAACACGGAACGGGAAUCACGCGGUUGUUCGUUAUCUCCUCUUCUAUGCUGGUGAAUGGCGUGUUGUCGUGGGGGAUUUUGGGAAUACAGCUCACACCUUACUUCCUGUUUCCCGUGGUGUUGAUUGGAUGGGCCGUGUACCUGUAUUACAGGUAGAUGGGACGCCACUAAAGAUGACUUUAUCACUCUAUAUGUAGUGAACCACAGAUGAUUAAGUUUCUAUCUUGUCGUUUAUUUUGUCAGCAUGUGCUCUCAGAUAUCUGUCUUCUGCCUUUGUCCUUCUAGAAGUGCAUCUUACUGUGAAUGAACGUCAUCUCAUGACUGAAUGUCUGCUGAUUUAUUGUUUUUAUUCAUAUGAAGUGUUUUAUUUUCAAAUUAAAUGUUGAAAUGAAUGGUACAGCACACAUAUUUAAGACAUAUUUAUGCAAAUAAACAAAAUGGAUCAUUUUCA
This is a messenger RNA of Labeo rohita (rohu), 1387 nucleotides long. It is a transcript of the gene slc35a4, whose product is annotated as solute carrier family 35 member A4. Gene Ontology annotation, cellular component: Golgi membrane. The record is from RefSeq and is a predicted model, not a curated record. Lineage: Eukaryota; Metazoa; Chordata; Actinopteri; Cypriniformes; Cyprinidae. Gene Ontology annotation, biological process: pyrimidine nucleotide-sugar transmembrane transport. Gene Ontology annotation, molecular function: pyrimidine nucleotide-sugar transmembrane transporter activity.